Molecule: messenger RNA, 3093 nt
Organism: Chlorella variabilis
Lineage: Eukaryota; Viridiplantae; Chlorophyta; Trebouxiophyceae; Chlorellales; Chlorellaceae
Exons: 19
Coding region: 1-3093 (1030 amino acids)
Source: RefSeq, a predicted model, not a curated record
AUGACACCCAACCACCACGUGCAGGUCGGCGUCGCUGCCGGAGCGCCGCAGGUGCAGAUGGCGCAGCCCACGCUGGUGCUGCCUCCCCUGAGCAACGGCAGUGAGGCGUACGGCGGCGGCGUGGUGGUAUCGGUGCGGCUGUCGGCCGCAGCAGUCAAGCCCGUCACCGCCAGCCUGCGGCUGCUGCUCCCCAGCAACGUCAGCAGCAGUGAUGCCAGCGGCAACAACAGCAGCAGCGGCGCCUGGGUGCCAGUCGAUCCAGAUGAGCUGUGGCUGGAGCCGGCACAGCUGAGCUGGCGGGCAGGCGAGGCAGGCGACGCCAAGCGCGUGCGCCUGCGCUCUGCGGCGGAGCUGCCGCUGUCGGUGGUGCUGGAGGAUGCGCUGUAUGCUUCUGGUGGCACCGGCAGCGGCGACGAAUUCGGCGCCGGCAACGGCGUGGGUGCAGCACCCGCCUCGGGCCAGCCGCUGCUGCGUGUGGAGCUGGCUGCCGCCUCGGGCGCUGCCAUUGACGAGCAGCGCAGCAGCACCACGCUAGUGCUGGAGGUAGCAGGGGAGGUCGAGGGUGACGAGGCUGGCGCCAGCGAGGCUGCUGCCGCCGACCUCGGCCUGCCGCUGUUUGGCUUCGUUGCCAAUCAGGCGGCCUACCCUCCCGCCAACAGCAGCAGCGGCAGCGAUGCCAGCAGCAGCGGCAUGGCGGCCAUCCCUGUGCGCCUGCUGGCGGGGCGGCUGCGCGAGAUGGCCACUCUCAAAUUCUCGCUGGAGCUGCUGAGCGGCAGCCCUGCAGCUGGCAGCGGUCACACCCGCCAGCAGCUCCUGCCCGCAAAGACCAUGAGCGGGUUCCUAUACUUUAGGCCGCCACCAUCAGCAGCGGCGGCGGGCAAGAGCGCCGGCAGCGAGGGCCAGCAGCAAACAGCGGAGGCAGAGCAGGAGGAACAGCUGAUUGAGCUGCCGCUGGCCUGGGCCCGCAUCCCGCCUGAGGCCGAGUACCGGCUGGGCCUGGAGCUGGAGGCCAUUUACCAUGCCAGGGUGCAGCCACAGCCGGAUGCGGUGGCAUUGCACAUCUUCGGCUCCCCCCUGGGCACCUGCCCGCCCGGCUUCGCACUGAAACAGCCCGGCGCUGGCAGCGGUGGCGCCAACGGCGCCGCCAGAGGCAGCGCCAGCCCUGUCAGCAGUAGCGACGGCAGCUUUUCAGAGGAGGCCGACUUUGGGCUAUUCCUCAACGGAACGGUGAUCGACCUGAGCAGCAGCCUGAUAGAUGCGGGCGUGCGGGAGUAUGCGGCCAUGGUGGAGAGCGACGUGCCCACAGUCACGCUCUGCCUGCUCGACAGCAGCCAGGGCCCCGGGUCUGUGCAGACCGUGCCUGCAGCCGGCUCCAACAAGGCAGUGGCAGCGCUCCGCCCCGCCCCCACCGCCGUCGCCGAGUCGGCCUGCGGCUGCGAGGGGGGCGGCAGCCAGGAGAGCGCCAGCAGCGUGCAGGGCAGCAGCAGCGUGACCAGCAUCCGCAGCGAGGAUAGCAGCAGAGCCUUGGAUGGCGUCAGCACCAAGGAUGCCGCCACCAGCAUCAGCACCAAGGGUAGCAGCAGCGUCGGGGCGGAGGAUGCGUGCGAGUACACGGCAUGGGUGUUGCCGCUGCAGGCGGGGCAGAAUGAGUUCACGGUCACGCUGCCGGGGGAGGCGCAGGAGGGCCUGGCGCCCGCGCCGCCACCUGCGGUGGAGCUGGUGCGCAGCAUGAGCGGCCCCGCCGACGGCGGCGGCAGCGGCGGGCAGGAGCAGUACAGCCUGGCCGUGGUGCGGCUGGCUGACCCUGAGCAUGCAGAGCUGGAAAGCAUCACAGGCAAGCAGGGGCCGGUCAGAUCGUCGGACGACACCGCGGUGCUGCUCUGCGGCCCAUCCAGCAGCAGCGGCAGCAGGAAGCUACCCAGCCGGGCGGCUCUGGACACAGGCAGCGACAGCCUGGUGGUGCCUCUAGCGGCCGAGCCAUGCGUGCCUGGCCAGCUGCUGUCGCUCAAUGUGAGCGAGCGCAGCCGCCUGGUCAGCCUGACGCCUGCCCUGAAACGGCCCAACGUGGCAGGGGUGCGGGUAGAGGUCAACGGCCAGGUGCUGUCGCGCGGCGGCGAUGUGGCUGCGGACCAGCUGGAGGACACCACGGCAGCACAGCAGCAGCGCAGCAACGCCUCCUUCCUGCCCUCCGCCUUCAUCAUGGGCCUGCUGCCCGGGUCCCGCCUGGAGGCAGAGGUGGUGGUGGUGGCAGAGGAUGGGGUGACCACACGGCGCUACCCGCUGGAGUUUGUGGUGGUGGCGGGCAGGGACGCACAGAAGCAGCAGCUGGCGGUGGCAGAGGCGGCGGCAACCGGCGGCAACGCCACGUCGGCCGCUGCAGCGGGGCCCAGCACACGGCAGCGAGUCAACUCGUCCGCCUGCCACAUGUGCCCACCUGGCACCUUUGCCCGCUCGGAGCAGUCCCCGGCCUGCCUGGCCUGCGGCCCAGGCACCUUUGCCUACUCCUGGGGCUCCGCCUACUGCAAGAACUGCAUAGAGGGCACGCACGCGCCCACGGCCAACGCGUCGCUGUGCCUGCCCUGCCCCGCCAACACCACCACGCGUGACGACGGCAGCAGAUCGUGUGAUGUGCCACUCAGGCCCGGAACCUACCAGGCGCCACGCUAUGCCGUGGUCGUCUCCUUCUGGGUCACCCUCACAGGGGUGGAUCCAGAGGAUGUGGUGGUGCGGGCGGGAGUGAAUGCUGCGCCCGAGGCCAUUGUGACCAGCCUGAUCCGCGCCGACACCGCCCACCAGUUCAACAUCUCGCUGGAUGAUGUGGAGGUGGUGUCGGUGCGCCAGGUGGCACGCCGCACUCUCAGCGCCAACGUGACGGCCACCCUGGGGGUGGAUGUGCCUGCAGGAGCCACAGACGAGGACAUUGCUGCUGCCAUGGAGGUGGAGCGCCUGUCCGCCGACGACCCCAUCGGCAUGCUGUCCUCAGACCCAGACCGCUUCUUUGGCCGCACAGCCAAGACGCUCGAGGUGCAGGUGGAAAGCGCGGUGCAGGCCACCACCGAGAGCCGGCCCGGCGGCACACCCGCUGGCCUGUGA